AUGUUUGGAUCAUCCUGCGUGAAUGGUGUUUGUCAAUGUCCAUUUGGUACUGCAACUGAAUCGGGAAUUUGUAUCGCAGUUAAGAUUGUACCUGCCGGUUCGAAGUGUUCAAAGUCUCGUCUUUGCUUCGGUAUCUCCUCAUGUGAAAAUGGCUUCUGCCAAUGUCCAAAAGGCAUGUUCGUUAAGGUGAGUGCGUAA
Messenger RNA from Anisakis simplex (herring worm), 198 nucleotides. Lineage: Eukaryota; Metazoa; Nematoda; Chromadorea; Rhabditida; Anisakidae. The record is from the annotation of a GenBank genome assembly.